Cannabis sativa is the source of this 1211-nucleotide messenger RNA. RefSeq lists its product as uncharacterized. Bases 268 to 849 code for a protein of 193 amino acids. NCBI's taxonomy places the organism in Eukaryota, Viridiplantae, Streptophyta, Magnoliopsida, Rosales, Cannabaceae. The transcript has 3 exons. The record is from RefSeq and is a predicted model, not a curated record.
GAGCUAAGACCAUAACUUUGCUUUCAAGACCAUUUGGCUAUCUUUCCUCAUUCUAGUUGAGCCAACUUCAAUAUCUUUAAGCCUUACACCCAACUAACUAUCUUUAUUUACAUUUUUUUUUUCUUUUUUAUAUCUUUCUCUUUCUCUCUCUUUCUCUCUUUUUCAAAAUAUAUACUGAAAAAACAGAUAAUGACAUUCUCUGAUGAAUGACAGUGUAUGUGUAUAUGCAUCUUAUGAAUUUUAUUAUUCUUUGUUUAGAGUUUAGAGAUGGGCAAUUGUGUUCCAGUUCUGAGGAUCCAAGACUCUUCGAAAUCCAAAUGCUUGAACCACCCAAUAAUCCAAACAUCGGUCUCAAUCGAAUCCCAGCACCAAAAACCAGAAGAAGACCUCUCUGUGAAGCCCCAGAUAGCUAGUUUUCCAAAACAAAGUAGCACAGAAGAGAUGUAUUUUGAUUCUCAAGCUUGGUUAGACUCUGAUUGUGAAGACUAUUUCAGUGUCAAUGGUGAUAUCACCCCAACUACAAGUGAUACUCCUCAACUAGAUAAAUCCUUUCACAAAGAUGAAGCAAAGAUCAACUCCAUACCAAGAACCUCUCAAAACAAGCUUUUGUUUGAGUUGUUUCGUGAGAGUUUUAAUAGUAAUGAUGGCAGCCAUGAUUAUGAGACCAAACCUUCCAACUCAUCCAAUAAAAGCAGCUCACGUUUAUCUGUGGUAAACACAACUAGUAGUACUGUUAAUCACAACAAUCCCAAAAGAAGAAAAACCCCACAGCCUGUUAGAUGCUGCAUCCCAAAUCUGGUACGAAGUGUAAGCUCUAAUGAGAGUAAGAAGACUCUUAGUCCAACUUAGAAUUAGUGGUGUGGAUUGAAACCUGACAAAGUUUUUUUUUUUCUAUAAAAAAGUUCUCAAUUGGAUUAUUACAACGUCAUAAGUGGAGUUAAAUUGGUUUUUCAUUAGUUAUUACUUUUUUUUUUCCAGGUUUAUUGUAUUUAUUUAUGGAUGAGAAAGAAGUUUUUCUAAGAUAUGUAAAUCAUGAACAGCAGUUUAUACUUUGUGUGUGAGAUUUAAAAAAUCAUACUUAAAAUAUGAUUGUAUAUAUGUGUGAGUACUUUCCUAUUUAGACAAAAUUUAAUUCAUUGCCUUCUUAUUAGGCAGGAUCCACAAUGUAUGUAAUGCAGUUUUUUAUAUCUUAAUAAAUGGUAUGUUCGGAA